Messenger RNA from Racocetra fulgida, 904 nucleotides. Lineage: Eukaryota; Fungi; Glomeromycota; Glomeromycetes; Diversisporales; Gigasporaceae. The record is from the annotation of a GenBank genome assembly.
AUGUCAAAAACCGAUGAUCUUUUUAGUCUCGAGGACGACAAUGACAAUUAUGUUCCUUAUAUACCGAUCAAACAAAGACGUGAAGCUAAAUUUCAGAAGCUUGUAAGCCAAAGACGCCUUCCCGAACAGCAAAAUAUCGUUGAAGCAGAUGAAGAGGUCGAAGACUCUCACAAAGCUGGUCCCAAAGCUAACGUGAGUUUGAUUGAUCAAGCAGUAGAAGUCAAAAAGCAAAAAAUGUUGGAAGGUAUGUUGCAAAAAGUUUUUAUGCAAGGUUCAAUUUUUAGUGAUUUUAAUAUUAAAAACAUAUACAUUUCAGAUGCCGUAAAGACUGACGCAGAAAAGAAACUCGAAGAGGAAAAGGCUAUAAUGGAUGCCGUUGCUCAAAAAAAGCUUUUAGCAUCUGAUCGAGAACUUGCAAAAGGCAUUAUUUACACAGAUUCUAUGACAACUACAUUGUCUGGCCGAGACAUGAUCGGAAUUGCAUUUACAGGGUCUGGAAAAACCUUGGCUUUUUCGUUACCAUUGGUCAUGUUUGCUUUGGAAGAAGAAGUGAAACUUCCAUUAAUUAGGGGAGAAGAUCAAUGGAACACAUUAUCAGAAGGGAUUCAUAUUGUCGUUGCAACUCCCGACUUUGCAAGAUCUGCAUUAGUUAAACCGGUGAUUGUAAAUGUUGGUCGUGCAGGUGCUGCCAAUUUGGAUGUUAUUCAAGAAGUGGAAUAUGUAAAACAAGAAUCCAAGAUUGUGUAUUUAUUGGAAUUAGCAACUACAUUUAUUAACAUGACUUGUUCUGAACAAAUUUUGCUCGAUUUGAAACAUUUACUCAAGGAGGCCAAACAGCGCGUUCCUCCCGUAUUAGAAGCUUUAAGGGAUCCAUUGGAAGAAGAGUACAAAGAAUUAUCGGGAG